Messenger RNA from Fonticula alba, 991 nucleotides. RefSeq lists its product as hypothetical. Bases 86 to 958 code for a protein of 290 amino acids. The transcript has 7 exons. Gene Ontology annotation, cellular component: eukaryotic translation initiation factor 3 complex, eIF3m. Gene Ontology annotation, biological process: translational initiation. Gene Ontology annotation, molecular function: metallopeptidase activity; translation initiation factor binding; translation initiation factor activity. The record is from RefSeq and is a predicted model, not a curated record. NCBI's taxonomy places the organism in Eukaryota, Rotosphaerida, Fonticulaceae.
GCCCUAUCCCCGAUUGGCUCCGUCCUCCUCCCCCUUAGAACCUUUCUUUGGCCGCGACAUCGCCUGUCCUUCACUCCACGCCACCAUGUCCUCCCUCACCAGCCAGAUCGUCAAGAUCAGCCCCAUGGUCAUUCUCUCCAUCCUCGACCACUUCACCCGCCGCCACGUCGACCAGGAGUACGUCAUCGGUACCCUGCUUGGCACUAUUGCCGAGAACGGCGACAUCAUCGUCAGCAACUGCUUCGCCAUCCCGUACAACGUCGAUGCCAUCAACGAUGUUGAGGAGUCCCACCGGACUCUGCUUUCUCUCUUCCGUAAGGUGAACAAGCUGGAGUUCGUCAUCGGCUGGUACACCACCGACACCGACAUCGGCUCGAGCCACAUCCAGCUCCAGAACUUCUUCUCCAAGGAGUGCCGCCAUGCCGGCAAGGAUCUCCAGCGCCCGAUCGUCCUCACCGUCGAUACCUCCCUCAAGACCAACUCCAUCCAGAGCCAUGUCUACACCAGCUCCAACAUCGGCGUUGGCGAUUCCCCCUCUCACGGGCUCUUCUUCAGCUCCCUUGCCUUCGAGAUCACCACCACCUCUGAGGAUCGCCCCGGCCUGGACCUCCUCCUCCAGGCUUCCGAGACCGGCGAGGCUACCCCCAGCAUCGAGCCCGUCAGCGACUUCCACUACCUCAAGCGCUGCCUCGCCGCCCUGGACAACCACCUUGCCGUCAUCCUGGACUACGUGAAUGCCGUCUGCAAGGGCGAGAUUGAGGGCAACCCUCUCAUCGGCCGCCAGAUUUCCCACGUGCUGUCCUCCAUCCCUCAGAUGCCGGCUGACGAGCUUGAGGAGGCCUUCAACACCGACCUCCAGGACCUUCUUAUGGUUGUCUACCUGUCCAAGCUCACUCGUCACCAGCUGUCGAUUGCCCGUCGCCUUCAGAACGUCAUCUCCCUUGGUCGCGACCUGUAAGCGCCUGGUGUACGCGCGCGCGCGCGCGCGCGC